AUGAAUUUAAAUUUUUUGUAAGCCAAUUAAUUAAAUGCAAAAACUGAAUAUUUAUAUUUGAAAAACUAAAAUACUUUAUAGAGUAUCUAUGAAUUUUAAAUAGAACUUAUUAUAAAAGUGUUAUUACACUUCAAUUUAUUUAUUUUAUAAGAAUAAAAAUAGGAAUAGACUGCAGUAAUUAUAAUUGAUUUUUGUUUAUUAUUUUGCUAACUCCUAUUUGAUAUAGAGAUUAUCUAUGCAAAAACCUUUAAAUUAUAUUUAAUAAAUUAUUAAAAGCAAACAAGAACUAUUUAUUUAAUUCAAGUACUCCAAGCAUCAAUUAUAUAAAAAACAAUUAUUAUCAUAAAAUAUCAAAAAAAUACCUUUCUAAAAACCGAAAGCAAGUUUUUUUUUUCAAACACAAUUUAACAAACUCUAAUAGAAGUUAUUAUUGCAACCAGAAACAAGUCAAUCAAUCAUCAUCAUCAUCAUUGCAAAUAAAAAUUAGAAAGAUGA
This is a messenger RNA of Tetrahymena thermophila SB210, 495 nucleotides long. RefSeq lists its product as hypothetical. The transcript is spliced from 2 exons. The record is from RefSeq and is a predicted model, not a curated record. NCBI's taxonomy places the organism in Eukaryota, Ciliophora, Oligohymenophorea, Hymenostomatida, Tetrahymenidae.